GGGCGGGGCCGCGGCUGGGGUUGGCGCAGGCGCACAGCUCUGGCUAGGCAGUAUGGCGGAUCUAGCGCCUCAACCAAGCAAGAGAAAGCGCGAACUGGACGCCGAAGAGGCGGAAGCCGCCAGCACAGAAAAAAAGGAAGGGGGCGUUGGAAAUGGUACCUCCGCCCCUGUGCGCUUACCGUUCUCCGGCUUUAGAGUGAAAAAAGUGCUGAGGGAGUCUGCGAGGGACAAAAUCAUUUUUCUCCAUGGGAAGGUGAAUGAGACCUCUGGGGACGGAGAUGGAGAGGAUGCUGUUGUAAUCCUAGAGAAGACACCGUUUCAGGUAGAGCAGGUGGCCCAGCUCCUGACGGGCAGCCCUGAGCUCCAGUUGCAGUUCUCCAAUGAUAUUUACAGCACCUAUCACCUGUUUCCUCCACGGCAGCUGAGUGACGUGAAGACAACCGUGGUUUACCCUGCCACAGAGAAGCACCUGCAAAAGUACCUGCGCCAGGACCUCCACCUGGUGCGAGAGACGGGAAGCGAUUACAAGAACAUCACCUUACCCCACCUGGAGUCCCAGAGCCUCAGCAUCCAGUGGGUAUACAACAUUCUCGAUAAGAAGGCAGAAGCUGACCGGAUAGUUUUUGAGAACCCAGACCCCUCUGAUGGCUUUGUUCUCAUCCCUGACCUCAAGUGGAACCAACAGCAGCUUGAUGACCUGUACCUGAUUGCCAUCUGCCAUCGCCGGGGCAUCCGAUCGCUUCGGGACCUCGCUCCAGAGCACCUGCCGCUGCUCAGGAACAUCCUCCGGGAGGGCCAGGAAGCCAUCCUGCAGCGCUACCAGGUGAGGGGAGACCGUCUCCGCGUGUACCUGCAUUACCUGCCUUCCUACUACCACCUGCACGUGCACUUCACGGCCCUGGGCUUCGAGGCCCCCGGCUCCGGGGUGGAGCGGGCUCAUCUGUUAGCAGAUGUGAUCGAGAACCUGGAGUGUGACCCGGAGCAUUACCAGCAGCGCACCCUCACCUUCGCCCUCAGGGCCGAUGACCCUCUGCUCAAGCUCUUGCAGGAGGCCCAGAGGAGCUGAGUCCCACCCAGGGGCUGUCCGGCGAAGAACACAGAUGUGUGGGAUCCGGGUGGGCUGGGGAGGGACUUCGGGAGUUUUAGUACCAAGUGAAUUUUUUUUCAAAAUGUAUUUUGUACUGGCUUAUUCCUAGUAUGUGAGUAAAGUAUUGGUCUCCUUUGGUGUGGACUGAUGACUCGGGGGGCAGGUGGUGCCGGCAGAACAGGGUAGGAAGAUCCUGGUCCAGGAGCCAGGUCUGGGGUGGUGGCUUCAGCUGACCUGGAUGUGUGCCAAGGGCUUUCUCCAAAUCCCAGUGAACACCAUCCUUGGUGAUUCCCAUGUCCCGAAUCCGACGGUGCCUUCCCCCGUCUUCGGUCCUUCCUGCUCUGCUCCCACCUCCCCCUUCCUUCCUCCCAUUUGCUGUAUCUUCCUCCUGGUUUUCGAGGCCCAUGUGUCUGGGAGUUCCCCCAAAAAACCAGAUACAAAAACUUUAUGGAAAUAACCUA
Callorhinus ursinus (northern fur seal) is the source of this 1548-nucleotide messenger RNA. RefSeq names its product decapping enzyme, scavenger (gene DCPS). Lineage: Eukaryota; Metazoa; Chordata; Mammalia; Carnivora; Otariidae. Gene Ontology annotation, biological process: deadenylation-dependent decapping of nuclear-transcribed mRNA. The record is from RefSeq and is a predicted model, not a curated record. Gene Ontology annotation, molecular function: RNA 7-methylguanosine cap binding; hydrolase activity. Gene Ontology annotation, cellular component: P-body; nucleus.